Solanum tuberosum (potato) is the source of this 2287-nucleotide messenger RNA. RefSeq names its product disease resistance protein RPP13-like. The coding region runs from base 23 to 2065 and encodes 680 amino acids. Gene Ontology annotation, biological process: defense response to other organism. The transcript has 2 exons. The record is from RefSeq and is a predicted model, not a curated record. Gene Ontology annotation, molecular function: ADP binding. Lineage: Eukaryota; Viridiplantae; Streptophyta; Magnoliopsida; Solanales; Solanaceae.
AAAUGUCCUUUCAAUUUAUGGUAUGGGUGGGUUGGGAAAGACCACUCUCGCAAGAAACCUAUAUAACUCCCCAGGUCUACUAGCUAUCUUUCAAACUCGUGCUUGGAUAUGCGUCUCUCAACAGUAUAGUACCCCAGAUCUCCUUCGGAGUAUCAUAAAAUCUAUCCAUGGUUGCAGUGAAGAACUGCUCAAAUUGCUGAAGGAGAUGUCAGAGAGAGAUCUAGAAACUCACCUCCGUGAUCUAUUGAAAGAGCGCAAAUACCUUGUCGUGGUUGAUGAUCUAUGGCAUCGAGAAGCUUGGGAGAGCCUGAAAAGAGCCUUACCGGAUAACAACAAUGGAAGUAGAGUUAUCCUUACAACACGAAAAGAGGAUGUGGCUGAAAGAGUCGAUGACAAAGGUUUCUCCCAUAAACUUCGUUUUCUAAAUAAAGAAGAAAGUUGGGACCUUUUAUGCAAGAAACUAUGUCCAGAGAAUAAGAUGGGUGGUAUUGACUUGUUCUCUCCUUUAAUGAAAAAGCUAGCUGAGGAAAUGGUGGACAAGUGCAAAGGCUUACCACUUGCAAUUGUGGUACUAGGUGGGCUACUUUCCCACAAAAGAGGGGUGGACCAAUGGCAAAAGGUGAAGACACACCUUUGGCAGCAUAUGAAGAAUGACUCUGUUGAGAUCACUCACAUCCUAUCACUGAGCUACAAUGAUUUGUCAUUUGAGCUCAAGCAAUGUUUUCUGUACUUUGGCAUUUUCCGAGAAGAUGAAAUGAUUGAUACAGAAAAGUUGAUGCAUUUAUGGCUGGCAGAGGGAUUCAUGCCAAGAAUGAGAGAAGUACACAUGGAGGAUAUUGCUGAAAACUUCCUUCAUGAGCUGAUAAGUCGAAGCUUGAUUCAAGUGGCCGACACAUUCUUCGAUAAAAUUCUUACAUGUAGGAUGCAUGACCUACUUCGGGAUCUUGCUGUACAAAAGGCCAUGGAGGUUCACUUGUAUGACAUUUAUGAUCCAAGAGUAAAUUCGGUCACUCCAUUUCGUCACCGACAUGCUAUUCACGCGCAAACUCAAAGGUAUCUGUCACUUGAUGUUUCUAAAUUGAAAGUGAGGUCAAUAUUGUUCUUUGAUAACGAGUUUAAGAACUUUGACUAUAGUAAGAAGUUCAUGACGUUCUGUAUGUCAUUCCCCCAUCUAUAUGUGCUAGACUUGGAGAAUAUCCUUUUUGAUGGGAAUGAACUACCUGAUGCUAUAGGCAAUUUGGUACACCUCAAGUUCUUAGGCUUGUCUAAUACCAAUCUUUUCGAACUCCCACCUUCUAUUGGCAAACUAAAAAGCUUACAAACGCUGGAAGCAUUGAUAUUUGACAAUUGUUCUUGCAAACUACCUCCUCAGGUAGCCCAGCUCACAAAUUUGAGACAUUUAGUUUCUCGAUAUGAGGUUCCUUUGCAAGUUGACAGGCUGACAAAUUUACGAACUCUUAAGUACAUUCGUUGCGAUCAAUGGAAAGAUACUGAUGCUUCUGGUUUAGUCAACCUUCAAGAAUUGGGCAUGGAAAAGAUUAGGAAAUCUUACUCCCUAAAAUCCAUUGGCAGUCUGAAAAGCCUCACCACCUUGUUUCUAGUUUGCCGAUAUGGUGAAACUUUUCCUCCCCUUGAACCUCUUUCUUCUUGUGAAAACCUUCACAGAUUGUGGUUAUCAGGGGGAAUAGAAGAACUAGCAGAUUUAAACAAGCUUCCAAAAUCCGUCACUGUGUUAGUCCUAGAGUGUGCACGACUUAAGGAAGAUCCAAUGCCAAUUCUGGGGAAACUUCCAAACUUAAAGCAUCUUGAGUUAUCAUGGGCGUACAAGGGAAAGCAAAUUACUUGCAAGGGCAACAGUUUUGGUCAACUGGAGACCCUUACACUUGGUAAUCUUGAAAAACUAGAAAGCUGGCAUCUUGACACAACUGCUAUGAGUGUGAUUAAGAGUUUGAGUAUAUUUGGGUGUCUGAAGCUGAAAAAAAUUCCAGAAAGAAUGGAACAUAUUGCGGUGAUUGAUAGUAAUCAAGCCAAAGGGAAUACUAUGAUCGGUUCCCAAAUUAACUAGCUAGGAACUUUCUGCAUGCCUGAAGCUUUUGAGGUAUAAGAGAUAAGUUUGAGCUGAAGAGUUGAUUAGUAUGCAGUUUUAGUUUGAGAUAUAGUUUAUUUGAGCCCUACAAUUAGUGUCUCUUGUCUGCCUCUCUUUUUGUAUCCCUGCUUUCCAAGAGACACUUUCCGUUACUUCAUUGUACGUUUGUGUUCCUGUUAUAUAAUCGUGCCAAUUGGAUCA